GGCAAGGGUUUACUGCAGGUCAUGCUGAAGCAAGGGAAGCAAUGGAAGUCAAUGUGCAAGGGGCUCGUCCUGGGGACUCUGCUCACCACCUGCAUGAUCCUGCUGUACUCGUACGCGGCACCUCCUCACCAGCUCAGCCUGCAGGAAAUUCCCGUUCCUUAUUCAUGUUCAUAUAAACCUGCACAUGCCAGAAAUGUGCCCCGGAUGAAUGGAUCUCAUUUCACCUCUGAGCUAAGCAAAAUCUGCACCCCUAAAGAAGAUAUCAUGUUCAUGAAGACACACAAGACUGCCAGUAGCACAAUUCUCAACAUUCUCUUCCGCUUUGGGCAGAAACAUCGCCUGAAAUUUGCUUUUCCCAAUGGCAGGAAUGAUUUUUAUUACCCAUCAUACUUUGAUAGGAGCCAGGUGAAGGAUUACAGGCCAGGCAUGUGUUUCAACAUAGUCUGUAAUCAUAUGAGAUUUAACUACGAAGAGGUUCACAAGCUACUCCCUGAAGACACUAUUUAUUUCACCAUUCUCAGGAACCCUGCAUAUUUAUUUGAGUCAUCUUUUCAUUAUUUUGGUCGAGUGAUCCCAUUCACCUGGAAAAUAAGCGGAGAGGACAAACUGGCUGAAUUCCUCAGGGAACCCAACCGAUAUUAUGAUCCAAGUGGUUUUAACUCCCAUUACUUGAAAAAUUUGCUAUUUUUUGACUUUGGUUAUGAUAAUAACUUAGAUAUCAAUGACCCCAAAGUAAAGAAGCACAUCAAAACUAUCGAUGAAAGGUUCCAUCUGGUGAUGCUCCUAGAACAUUUCGAUGAAUCACUUAUUCUUUUGAAGGAUGUAAUGUGCUGGGACCUGGAUGAUAUUUUGUAUUUCAAAUUAAAUGUACGAAAAGAUUCCACUGUAUCAAGAAUGACUGGAGACUUAUAUGAGAAGGCAACAAACUGGAACAAAAUUGAUUCCAUGUUGUACCAAUACUUCAAUGCUACUUUCUGGAAAAAGGUGGAAAGAUAUGGGUUUGAACGCAUGGAGCAUGAUGUGGAAGAAUUGCGCAGGCGCAAUGAUAACAUGCAGUCAAUCUGCAUUGAUGGUGGGCACCCAGUGGACGCAAACGCCAUUCAGGAGGCAUCAUUGAAACCAUGGCAACCACUUGGUGAACGCUCAAUCAUGGGCUACAACCUGAAGAAGAACAUUAGCAAAAAGCACAGGAAGCUCUGCAGGAAAAUGCUCACCCCUGAGCUACAAUAUCUGAGUGAAUUAGGAGUUAACCUGUGGAUAACAAAAUUAUGGUCCUAUAUCAGGGAUUUGUUGAAAUGGUAGUUGGCCAGCUUUGAAAUGUGAUGGGUUUCACAUUCACACCUCUGUCAUUAUGGCAGCUACAGGGAAUAGCAGAACUUAAUUAUUAUCACGGACUACUAGAUCUUGGGCACUGUGUUGCUGCCAUUCUCGAUUGCCAUGCAACCAUAGGCAGUCAUUCACAUUUGUAAUAUAGAGCUAUCCUGGGGUAUAGUUCAAUGUUCUGCUUUGUUCUUCAAAUUCGUAUUAGUAAAAUUGUAAUUUACUUGGAGGUAUAUGCCCUACAACACUAUGUUCCGUAAAAGAUCUAAUCCCAACUUCCAAUUGCAAUUAUGACUUUUUUGAAGGAUCACAUAUGAAACAACUGUGAAUUAGAAGUAUGAUCAGAGAAGUCAGAACAGUGACCAAAUGCUGAGGGAUCUCUGACCAAUGCCACCAUGUGGCCUUGUGAACUAUUCCUGACAGGCAGCAAUUGAUUGCCUACUUGAUGCUUGUCAGAUAACAUAUGACCUACAUUAUGAAUUUGCUAUGCCGUAUAUUUAUAAGGAACGCCCUACUCACACUUAGAAUCCAGAGUGUACUUUAAAAAAAACCCUAGUCUUAAAUUACUUUAAGAAAAUCACAUCUCCUUUUCAAUAUGCUAUUACAAACACAACCAUGUUUUUAAACAUUUUUAAUUGUUUCUGUGCAUGAUUGUACCAAUAGCAAUUCUAUGUCACUCUGGAGUAGGAAUCCUGUGCAAUAUUACAACAGUAACAUCAUUUUUAGUCACUAUGAAGUUCUCACAGUUUGGUUGAACAAAAUGCAAGCUGAUGAAUGUA
This is a messenger RNA of Rhincodon typus (whale shark), 2099 nucleotides long. It is a transcript of the gene gal3st1a, whose product is annotated as galactose-3-O-sulfotransferase 1a. Gene Ontology annotation, molecular function: galactosylceramide sulfotransferase activity. Gene Ontology annotation, biological process: galactosylceramide biosynthetic process; myelination. Gene Ontology annotation, cellular component: membrane. Bases 22 to 1302 code for a protein of 426 amino acids. The transcript has 2 exons. NCBI's taxonomy places the organism in Eukaryota, Metazoa, Chordata, Chondrichthyes, Orectolobiformes, Rhincodontidae. The record is from RefSeq and is a predicted model, not a curated record.